Messenger RNA from Periophthalmus magnuspinnatus, 557 nucleotides. RefSeq names its product A-kinase anchoring protein 14 (gene akap14). Gene Ontology annotation, molecular function: protein kinase A regulatory subunit binding. The record is from RefSeq and is a predicted model, not a curated record. NCBI's taxonomy places the organism in Eukaryota, Metazoa, Chordata, Actinopteri, Gobiiformes, Gobiidae. Gene Ontology annotation, cellular component: cAMP-dependent protein kinase complex. Bases 27 to 557 code for a protein of 176 amino acids. The transcript has a single exon.
UGCUUUAAAUCUGGUACAAAGAGACAAUGGAUAGCACUUUAAACUAUGAAGACUUAGCACCUGAGUCAACUCAUCUUGUGAAGGCCUUAACGGACCCGUACAGCACAAUGAAAAACCAGGAUGUCAUAGAGAGCACCGCGUUCAGGAACAUUGACUGGAUUACAAGCAAGGAUUUCGAAAUCGAAACUGGACAGAGGCAAAUUCACGAGUAUAUCAAAACCUGGGGGCUCUCAUCUGCUUGGCAUUACAUUUUAGACUAUCUGGGCGUAACUAAAGAAGAGUUUGUCACAUUUUAUCACUACCGGGCCAGCUUUAGCACUCCGACUGCGCAAUCUCCAAUCGUGGGAACAGCCAGUGUCUACUUCGCCGUGAACAAAGUCAACCCAGAGACGCUGCCAGUGGACGUGCAUUAUGUAAUCGAGUCGAAUAGACUGAUAAACAGGGCUGGUAAAGUGUUUUUUAGGGAGAAGUGGCUGACUGAUAUCAUCGAGAGUAAAAUAUUGUUACGCAAAAAAGUGCAGGACCUUUGGACGAAGACAGACAGAGCCCCGUUAUAA